AUGCCGAAUAAAAAAUACUGGGUGUGUACAAUUAAUGGCUGCGGUGUAUAUGCCCAUACUGAUAUAAAUCCAGAUUAUUUGUCUAGUGGUACAACUGACCAUGGUUAUCCAGCAAAUCCUGAAUUGAUUCAAGUCCAAAAAACACGUGAACAAAUUAAACAACGUGCACGAAAUGAGGUUGCACCUACUGGAAAAAAAUAUGAUGAAGAAAUAACAAAAAAUGUUUUGAAUUCAGUGGCAGUAGGGUGUGGAUGUGGGUGGGACUUAGAUUCAGUAUCAGUCAACCAUGAUCGUCAUAAUAUAAUUUGUUUAGCUGAUUUAAUACAUGAAAUUUUGUUUUAA
This is a messenger RNA of Rotaria sp. Silwood1, 342 nucleotides long. NCBI's taxonomy places the organism in Eukaryota, Metazoa, Rotifera, Eurotatoria, Philodinida, Philodinidae. The record is from the annotation of a GenBank genome assembly.